AUGUCGGGGUCGUACGGAUCCGACGACUACCGCGGCGGGAGAGGUGGCGGGCGCGGGGGAGGACGCGAAGGUGACUGGACUUGCCCUGAUGCAAGCUGCCUUAAUGUGAACUUUGCAAGGAGGACUGAGUGCAAUAAGUGUGGGGCAGUUAACCCAAGUGGAGGUGGAGGUGGUGGUGGUGGCGGGGGGUACGAUAGGUCUGGUGGAGGUGGAGGGUACAGUCGUGGUGGUGGUGAUCAUGGUUCAGGGGGUGGUGGCUACAGCAGAGGUGAUGGGGAUUACAACUCUGGUGGUCGUGAUGGUGGUGCCGGGGGAGCAAGAGGAGGGUACAAUCGUGAUGGUGGGAGCGGCCGUGGUUUUGAUGACCACCGUGGUGGGAGCGGUGGUGGUUAUGGCGGAAGAGGCCAAGAGAACAACCAAGGUGACGGUGGCUAUGGGCAGGCUCCCCCUAAAGGACCUCCAUCCUAUGGCGGUCCUCCAGGUGACUACGCACCGCCCCCAAGUUCCUAUGGAGGCAACAAUGUGUACAGUUCAGACUCUGCAGUGCCACCCCCUAACAGCUAUGGUGGCGGUCGAGGCCCUUACCCACCAAGCUAUGGAGCCCCACCUCCGAAUCCAUAUGGUGGCGGUGCCCCAGGGGGGCAAGGAGGCCUGCCACCUACAUAUGAUGGUGGUUAUGGUGGUCGGUCUGUGCCUGGAGGUGGAGGCGCAGGUGGUGCUCCACCUCCUUAUCAUGGCGGAGGCGGAGGCGGCGGUGGUUAUUCUGCAAAUGCUGCCCCUGAACCUACAAAGGUUAAGCAGUGUGAUGCAAACUGUGAUGAUUCCUGCGACAAUGCAAGGAUUUACAUCUCAAACCUGCCUCCUGAUGUGACUGUUGAGGAACUGCAAGAGCUUUUUGGAGGAAUUGGCCAGGUUGGAAGGAUCAAGCAAAAACGUGGCUACAAAGACCAGUGGCCCUGGAACAUAAAAAUCUACACUGAUGAUUCUGGGAAAGCCAAAGGAGAUGCUUGCCUUGCUUAUGAAGAUCCUUCUGCUGCUCAUUCAGCUGGUGGAUUCUACAACGAUUAUGACAUGAGAGGCCGUAAAAUUAGUGUUGUGAUGGCUGAGAAAUCAGCACCUAGAGCUCCUACAUCUGGUCAUGGAGGCGGACGUGGUGGAGGCGGCGGCUAUGGCGGGGAUAGACGCAGAGAUGGAGGAGGCCAUGGGCCUAACAGAAACCAGGGUGGUGGUUCACGUUCGCGGCCGUACUGA
Messenger RNA from Triticum turgidum subsp. durum (durum wheat), 1251 nucleotides. NCBI's taxonomy places the organism in Eukaryota, Viridiplantae, Streptophyta, Magnoliopsida, Poales, Poaceae. The record is from the annotation of a GenBank genome assembly.